AAGACUAGUUUAAAGCCUAAGCAUUGUCUCAAGAUAAUCAUUGAUAUUAAUUGCAAAUCAAUUUGUGACAAAAAAAUUACGAACAGCUUAAAUUUCUUGGAAUUUUCCUAUUAAUCUUUUCUGAAAGAUGGUUGUGUAUAUCUUUGCCCUUUUUCUGAUAAUUCCUGCUUGCAACACCUCGAAUGACAUUUGCCAACGUUCACAAAGUGUCUUCAUGAAAACAAAAGUUAGUGGCUAUACUGUUGCAGAAAAAGAUAUAAUUUCAAGUAUUGUCGUCGGCAGUCUCAUUGAAUGCUCUAUGAAUUGUCUUCAACAAAAACAGUGUGUUGGCUUUAGCUAUCUAAUCGAUGCAAAAGAACAUGAGAUAAACUGCCAAACCAGCAAGAUGACAAUAAAUACUAGUGAAAGAAAACUGUCCUUAAAAGGAAAAUGGACUUUUUAUCAAAUUCCUAAGACGACCUACGGACUUCUUGGAGAGGAUAAGAAAGCAACAGACUGUGCUGAGGUACAAAAAAAUGGGAAGAACGAAAGUGGAGUUUAUCAAAUUGAUCCAGAUGGCCAAGGAUGUUUCAAUGUCUACUGUGACAUGGCGUCACGUGAUGGUGGUUGGACUGUGUUUCAAAGACGACUAGAUGGAAGUGUUGAUUUUUAUCGAGGCUGGAAGGACUAUAAAGAAGGAUUUGGUAAUCUCAGUUCUGAAUUUUGGCUAGGAUUGGAUAAAAUAAAUAGACUAACAUCUGCAAAACGAAAUAAGCUUCGUAUUGAAAUGGGAGACACAUCAGGAAACAAAAGAUAUGCUGAAUAUGAUUAUUUUAUGGUAAAGAAUGAGAGCUCUUUGUUUGAAUUAAAUCUUGGAACAUACUCAGGAAAUGCUAAAAAUUCAUUAACACCCAAGCAUAACUACAUGAAGUUUACGACAAAAGAUGCAGACCAUGAUAGUUGUGAAGGAAAUUGUGCUAUCAAAUAUAAAGGAGCUUGGUGGUAUAAUUGUUGUUAUGAUUCCAAUCUUAACGGCUACUAUUAUCAUGGCUUUCAUGAGGGGUAUAAAGGUGUGGUUUGGAGAAGUUGGAAAGGAAUGAAGUACUCUCUAAAAUCCACUGAAAUGAAAAUAAAACCAUAAUUUUUUCGAUUUUCUGAUGUAAUUGUAAAAUAUUUACUCCACAAAAUAUAUAAAUUAAAUGUCGCUCAUUUUUGUGAUACAAUUUGUAGUUAAGUCUUCGCGAAUAAAUAUACAUACACACUUAUUAAUUAAAGAUAGUGUCUAAAAAGUUGUUUGUAGAAGUCAAGGGUGUAUUUACAGUUAUAAAUGAAGGUGUAUUUAUAAAUCUAAAUAAUAGCAUGUAUAUCAACUGUUUGAAAA
Molecule: messenger RNA, 1360 nt
Organism: Xenia sp. Carnegie-2017
Lineage: Eukaryota; Metazoa; Cnidaria; Anthozoa; Malacalcyonacea; Xeniidae
Product: angiopoietin-related protein 7-like
Exons: 5
Coding region: 128-1120 (330 amino acids)
Source: RefSeq, a predicted model, not a curated record